AAGUAUUCGAGCCAAUUCGAAGUUGUUGCGCGCUCUGAAGUAAUUCAUCCGUAAUUCGUCGUAACAAACGAGACUUCCGGAACUUUAGUGCUCGAAUGGCUGACGCCAAGGUUGUCCUUUCUGUCAAACGAACUUAUUUCCAACUCGUGUAAAAUCAUGUAAACGUUAACGGAUCAGUUGAAAAAAUCGUGCAAACGUGGGUAGAUCGAUGCGUGGAUCGAGGAAUCAGGGUGUGUCCGUGGCUUUAAUGAACGGUAAUGCGAGGAGAGACACCGGUGUUACCUCGAGUUUUGGAGCCAGCGAGAGGGUAAUCCCUGUUCUUUGCUGGGGGUGAAAAUUAGAGGCGAGCAAGUAAAGCACGCGAACUGAGGCCUGUUCGAUUUGCUCGAGAGAUGCAUUUCAGAUGAUCCGAAACAUUCAACAAUCAAAUCGACAUUAUGAAUUCGAACAUAGUUAUGGAGGAUAGUAUGAGCGUUAAAUCAAUGGAAUCAGUGGCAACAAGCGAUGAAUAUGAAUUUGUAAAUGAUAGAGGUAACGGAAAACAGCAGCAAGCAUUAAUUGAACUACCCAUGUUGAAAAUUGCCAACAAUGGCAAUUUGGAAGAUCUUCAGAAUAAUCUUCGUGAGGUAUUAACAGAAGACUCAAAAAUGGAAAGUAACGAGUAUAAAAUAGUGAGCAGUGUACAACAAAAUCAACCAAAAACAAAAAAAGUAGGACAAAGUAAAUUUUAUGAUGUAAGUUCUUGUAUGGUUACAUCUGAAAAACAGGAUAUCAUGAAACCAGAAGAUUUUAUUGAUGAAGAAGUGAAUUCUUUAGCUCAUGUACAACAAGAAUGUACUAUUUUUAAUGGUGUAACUUAUUUGGGAGCAGCAGCAAUCAAUGUACCAAAAUCUGAAUCUGAAAUACAACACAAUAUGAACAUUUUAAAUGCAGAACAGACUCUUAAUUUAGGAAUCAAGGUUUCUGUUUCUGUACCUAGCAGUUCUCAAGGUUCUGUUGUUUUAUACGAUGCUGCUACUCAACAGCCAAUUGCACAUUAUGAGGUACAGCGGAUUUUGUUUUAUGCACGUGGAGAAAGUACUGGUCCAUGUGCAGCAUGUUUUGCUUUUACAUGGUCUCAUGGGGAUACAUUAGAAUCUGCCAUAUACCAGUGUCACGUUUUCCGAUGUGACAUACCAGAAGCAGUGGGGCAAGUUUCCGCUUGCUUUUCGAAAGCUUUUCACAGAAUACCACGAUCAAUGACUAGUUCUUUAACGGGAAGUGAUUUCAAUGGUUUUAAUAUCGGAAGUGAGAAAACCAAUUCUCGGGUAUUUAUUUUUGAAGUAAUAAUGGAAAUUAAGGAAGAAGAUGGAAAGGGAGGUUUUAGUACAGUUCCUAAAGACAGAAAUUGUUUUAAACUGCGAAGUAACGUGGCUAAACAAGUGUGUUUAAGUAUUCAGCAAGUGUCCAGUAAGGAAGGAGGAAUUACACUUGAAGUUGAAAGGUGCUUUGGAGUUCUUGUUAGUCCUGGCCGUAACGUUAAACACAGUGACAUGCGGUUACUUGAAAUGCAAGUCAAUGCUGGCCCAAUAAUACAGGACAAACAAUGUUACAACAUAUGUGGACAUUGGGAUCCUGCAGAUCCAGCUUUAGAGGCACUUAACGUAGAAAUUCCUAGAGAGGGAAAAACGUUCAUGACAGUUGCUGUUGAUUUAGUAAUACGCGAUAUUCGAGAACCUGUUAGAUUUAUAAUAGAAACAUCGGUUAAAGUAUUUCCACAGAAUGAAAGGUUUUGGUAUUUUAAUAAACGAAAUCUUGUACAACAAUUUUAUCUUAAUUCAAAAGAGAUAAUAUCUGGAGAUGGAACAGAAGUUCACUAUGAAGUACAAAGUAUCGAAACUUCAGGAGAGUUAGACAGGAACAGAUUAAAUCUUGCUCUUAAUUUAGCUUCAUUGAUUCGAUCACCGUCUUUGACUAGUAUUGAUACACUUACACCUAAGGAAGAAAUAGAUUCAGAUGGUGACGAACCAAUGCUAAGCGGAACGGGGGAGGUAUCAAAGGAUUGUUCCGCGGAUGAACUAGCCAGUUGGGCAGAAGUGUUAGAUAGCUGGCAAGUGAACGAACAACGUCCGAAACUUCUUAUAAAGCUUACAAAGCAAGGUAUUCCUGAAGCUCUACGCGGGGAAGUGUGGCAACGUUUAAGUAACUGUAAUAAUUCGCAAGAAAUGAUGGAUAAAUAUAGAACUUUAAUUACUAAGGAAAGCAGUUGCGAAAGCGUUAUUUUAAGAGAUAUUAGUAGAACAUUUCCUGCCCAUGACUAUUUCAAAGAAACAGGUGGUUUGGGACAAGAUUCUUUGUAUAGAAUAAGUAGAGCGUACGCAGUUUACGAUGAAGAAGUUGGAUAUUGUCAAGGACUUAGUUUUUUAGUUGCUAGUUUAUUACUUCACAUGCCGGAGGAACAAGCUUUCUGUGUUCUGGUUAAAUUGAUGUACGACUAUGGUCUAAGAGAUUUGUACAAGGAUAGAUUUGACAAUCUCCAUAUGCGAUUUUAUCAGCUGAACAGAUUAAUCGAGGAUCAGUUGCCAGAACUUUAUAAACACUUCUGUGAUCGUGGCGUAGAAACACACAUGUUCGCUGCACAAUGGUUUUUAACUUUAUUUACCGCCAGGUUUCCACUUUAUCUUGUUUUCCAUAUACUCGAUGUGUUCCUUUUACAAGGGCUCGAUACAUUGUUCCAAGUCGCUCUUGCGCUAUUAAUGUUGUGUAAAAAGGAACUGCUCCAGUUGGAUUUCGAGAGUAUAUUGAAGUACUUCCGGGUACACUUGCCCAAACGUUGCCGAAACGAAGAAGUAUCACGCUACGUAAUGAAGUUAGCUUGCUCGGUUACCUUAAAGAAGUUGAAGAAGUACGAAGCAGAAUUUAUGACGCUAAAAGAAGCACAAGAAAAUGCGGAUGAAUAUAGUAACGAGGUAGAACAGCUACGUGGAACAGUGGCGAGGAACGAGGAAGAGAAACAAAGAUUAGAGGCUGAAUUGAUUCAAAUUAAAGAGAUGUUGCAACGGGAAGUGGCGAGGGCAGACGCGGAAAGUCGACGAAGCAAUAUUAUCAUUGCUGAAUACAAACAGAUCUGCCAGCGUUUAGAAGACGAUUAUAAUGCUGCCAAAACAACGUUGAGCGAGUUACGGUCUAAGGUUUCCAAGUGUGAAAAAUGUAGGAGUUGCAUAAUGGAUUCGUCCAACAUAUUAGCAGACAUUGCGCAUCCUUUGGAAAAUAGGAUAGAUCCCAUGUUGCACAGAGUACAAGAAAGGGUACGAGAAUUGGAACUGGAAUUAGCCCAAACUAAACUGGCUCACGUUGAGGCUGAAUGUAGGAAUCAGGACUUGACGCAUCAGUUGCACGCCACUGCUUCUGAACUUCAAGCGGCGAGAAAUAGCUGGCCGUGGCUUAGCAAAACGUUGUCGAGCAUAAAAGAGGCGGCGAAUAAGAGAGAAGUGAUCGCUCCAGCCUUGAUGAAAGAUUUAAGACGAGAUAGCGCACCUGGAGGUGAAAUGCAUCACCUGAUACAUUCCCGUAAUCGCGAAACUCGCGAUAACCUUAAAGAACUUGUGUGAUGCAGUAAGUAUUUUGAUUCAAGUGUAUACGUGUACGUAUGUUCAAACUAGAAAGGCUAUGUUAAAUCAGAAACGCAAACUUAAUCGUGAAUAUUAUGCGUAUACAUAUAUUAAAAUAAGGUUACUUUAACUAGGGAAAGCGUUGGAAGAAGAACUUGUACUUUACAAGAAAGAGACAUAUGUCAGACACAAUUUUGAAUACACAAUGUACGUCCAUAAUUACAUGUAGUAUUCUAUUCGGUCUGUUAACGAUAUAUGCUCGGUAUACUGUUCGUCAGGUUCCUCAGAUGCACUAUUCGUCGCGUGCUUUUAGCGAGGGCAGCUUUAUCCUACGAUAUUGAUUAUUGAUCUUGAGAUAUUACUUGUUGAUAUUUGUUACUUUUUUUCUAGUAUACUCGUUUCUUUUUUUACUUAAAUUCGGUGCGUAUCUUAUUGAUAUUAUUCGCCAAGUAUGUUUCGUGCUUUAAAAAGUGGUUCUGUAUUAAACAACCGAUUCAAAGGCAGAGCGUAUACAAAGGAAAAAAAUAUAAAAAACGUUACAAUAGAUGUUAGCGAUAAGUUCACUACGUUUUGUAUGAAACUAGUCUAAGACAUGGAACAAUAGAAGUGCUAAUAAGAUCUACUGUACAUAAAUGGUACUCUCAGGCAACUAACAAACGUAACACACUGCAGAUAUCGAGGAUUCCAUUGUCAAUGGACUACAAAGUGGAUCAUGUAAUUGCAGUUUCAUUUUACUUUUCUCUAUCAAUUUAUUACGACGACAUUCCAAAAGCACACGAGGAGUGCGUUCUUUUUUUAUUCGAGCAACACUUUAUUUUAUAAUCAAGAAAUCGGCAAUUUUUGGUAAAACAAAUAUUUAUCACGCUAACUAAUACUGAACGUUUUCACAACUAUUUAAAUGAACGCUAAAUUAGUGAAAAAUAAAAGAGAAACGUUUCACAUAAUUUUUGCGUUUGAUUAUUUCGUGGUGAUCUUAAUAAUCGUUAAAAAAUUUUUUUUCUUUUUUCAUAAAUUGUAACAGCCUGGACAACAUAUUAUACCAUAGGGCUAGUUGUUAUUUUUUUUUUAAAUAUAUACUUCGUUUUGUUUUUGAGAGUUUGAUUUUCGAAGUUUGCUAAUUCAUGACGCGUACAAAAUGUGAGACUUAGAAGCAUAUUUAAUUGCCAUUUGCGCUUUGUUUAGACCGAGUCCGUAAGAAGUUAGACAUAAGGCUAUAAAUUAUGUUAAGGCACACCACUUAAGAUCAAAAUUUGAUCAGACGUUUCAUAAACAAUUCACUCGCGCGAACAAUAAAAUGACCGCUUGGGAGUAUAUUUUAGAUUGUUCAAUCUAGUUUCGUAAUUAGUGCCAUUCAUUCGAUAAAAGUGCGCAUUAAUUUAUUUUUUAUGAUUGAAACCGUGAACGGUCUUGACUGUUUACGGUAUCAAGGAUUACUGAUAUCGUGCCAUUAUCUUGCGUCGUACAAUUUACGGAAGAGAUUGGUAACGAUAAUUUCUCAUUUUCCAUUUUUUCUUUGAAGAUGUUAGUAAUUUAAUUGGUUUUAUUUUGUUGAUGUAAUAUGUACUCUAAUAUUAUAUUUAUAUAUAUUAUAUAUGUAUGUAUAUAAUAUAUAUAAUAUACACACAACCACGAUAAAUGGCAAAGUUUCACCUUAGAAACUCAUACAAGUAGUUAAUAAUAACAAUAAUAAUCCUGCGUCUUACACGAAAUAAAGGAUAAUAUACUUUUCUGUAAAUAUUAAAGAAAUCAAUAUCUAUUAGAGACAAACUACUAACAAGUCAUGUAAAGAUUUAGGAUUACUACGUAUGUAUCACUGUACACCUUGUAAUGUCAUUCCACUAUUAUUGAAAUAAAGAAGGAUAUCAUAUCUGUCUAUUUCAUAAGGGUCUUGUUGUAUUAAAAGAGCGUACGAUAGACUAGUUAGAUUGAUUCUUCGAAUCAUCUAAUAUAUUGACUGCCAUGUCACACACGUAUUCGUGACACUUGCAUUUCUAUAAGAACCCCUAAUUUUUACUUAUUUAUUUAGAAAUAUGCGCAUUAGGUACUGGAAGUUACGAAAUUUUAAAUAGUUUUAAUGUGGCAGUUAGCGUGCUAAACCAAGUAGUAAAAAAAAUGUUUAUUGAGAAGAUGUACAUUUAUUUUACUUGUCCAAAAUCGUUAUCGUGAAAAUGAAACGAUGUAUCAUUUUAUUUUUUGAUUGAUCUCAACACGUAAUGAAAAACGUUAUUAUAAAUUAAUGGAACAUUUUAUUAAACGGAUGCAAGUAGACAAAAACAUAACGCAUUGAUAAACUUUUGUAAACCAUAUACAGGUAAAAUAGCCCGUUACAAAUCCUGUUUAAGUACUUAAACGACACGACGA
Molecule: messenger RNA, 5951 nt
Organism: Megachile rotundata (alfalfa leafcutting bee)
Lineage: Eukaryota; Metazoa; Arthropoda; Insecta; Hymenoptera; Megachilidae
Gene: GAPcenA
Product: GTPase activating protein and centrosome-associated
Biological process (GO): regulation of GTPase activity
Molecular function (GO): GTPase activator activity; small GTPase binding
Source: RefSeq, a predicted model, not a curated record